This is a messenger RNA of Schizosaccharomyces osmophilus, 1257 nucleotides long. RefSeq names its product DNA-binding transcription factor, nutritional copper sensing Cuf1 (gene cuf1). Gene Ontology annotation, molecular function: DNA-binding transcription factor activity, RNA polymerase II-specific; RNA polymerase II cis-regulatory region sequence-specific DNA binding; copper ion binding. Gene Ontology annotation, biological process: intracellular iron ion homeostasis; positive regulation of transcription by RNA polymerase II; intracellular copper ion homeostasis. The transcript has a single exon. Gene Ontology annotation, cellular component: nucleus. Bases 1 to 1257 code for a protein of 418 amino acids. The record is from RefSeq and is a predicted model, not a curated record. Lineage: Eukaryota; Fungi; Ascomycota; Schizosaccharomycetes; Schizosaccharomycetales; Schizosaccharomycetaceae.
AUGAUUUUGGUCAACGAUGCAAAAAUGGCUUGCAUGAAGUGCAUACGUGGCCAUCGGUCAUCUAGUUGCAAGCAUGGUGACCGAGAACUUCAUCCUAUUCGGCCAAGAGGUCGACCUAUCAGUCAGUGUGAAAAAUGUCGCCAAGCUAGAAUCAAGCGUCAUAUUCAUGUAAAGUGUACUUGCAGCUCAAAUACUGAAAAACGCCAACCUAUACUAAAAAAAGCACGCAGUAUAAUUCCAGAAACGGAUGCUACGCCCCCAGUUUCAACAAAUUCUGAUCCUCCCCCCUCCUCUUGUUGUGAAGGCCGCCAUUCACAUGCUCCCUUACCUUUCUUAAUGCCCUCUGAAUCUACGACAUCAGAUUCUGAUGGUUUUCCUCAUACUUCUUCGAUAAAAUCGGAAAGUCCCAGCUCCUUCUAUGUUCCUAAUCAACACCCCUAUCAUUACUCAGGUGCUGGCUUCUAUAGCCACCCAAAAGUUCCUCGAUGCCAUUAUAAAGACUUUUACCACAACAGUCAUCAUAUCCCUUCUCCGCAGUGGUAUUCUAACUGCAAUAAUCACCGAAUACAUGCAAACGUACAUCCCUUUCAAACUCCUAACAUCCUUGCAAAUGAUACUUCUGGAUUACAGUAUGAAAUAAAUAGCUUUCAAGGUUUUUCUCUAGAUCAGCAAAGAGAGAUGACACCUGAUUUUCCAGAGUCUUCUGCCUUUAAGGUUCUUUCUAAUUCUCAGGAUUCCAUUGCGGCUGCAGCUGCUAGUCAUGAUCUAUACCCACAACCAAAUUCUCCUUACCCAUUUGCCAUGUUGGAUGAUGGCUCCUAUGUUCCAUUAAACCACGAUCAACCUUCUCACUCACCCAUAUAUUCACCUCCUAAUCCUCUGAAUGGCAUAAAGCCAGAAAGUGGUUCCAGCAUUCCUUCUCAUAAUUUCCCUAUCCAGUUAUCCGACUAUUUUACUAUUCCCAGUAGCUGUGCUCGCGGCUCAUCUCAUUGUAAAUGUGAUGAAAAUUGCCAAUGCCUUGGAUGUUUAACUCAUUUGAACAAUCCGACAACACUGGCUGCUCUAAACCAUAUUUCUGCAUUACAAGAAGAACACAGGGAUCCUGGUCUAUCGCAUUCUUUUAUAGAAGACAAGCUUCUGCUAGACAAUUUAGAUGAUGGGAAGCCUGACGAUUAUUUAAUUCAGCAUGAUUCUGACAAUCAGCAGAGCAUCCAAUAUCCUUUAAAUAACCCGUGCCUUACUCCUGAAUUACUUUGA